AUGUACGCCCUCGACAUUUCACACACACAACACACCUUCGCCUUCCAAAACAACGCUAAAACCCCCUCCUUCUCCUCCUCUCUCCUCGACACCAUCUACCGCUCCAUCAACGAAGGAGAGAGCACCGCCAACGACAUGAAACUCCACACCCAGACAAUCAUCAAGAAACAGAGCAGAAUCCUCGUCCAACAAGAUUUAACGGCGCCCACCAUUCCCCGUUCUUGUUUAGUGCAAAAAGGGAAGGGAAGCGAGAAACCUGUGAAAGCACAGAUGAAGAGAAAACCAAAAUCGCGUUUGCAUGGUCACGAUCACGACCGGGAGGUGAUGUUCUUCAGUUCGACUUCGAGUUGCUCGGAUUCCAGCUCUGGAUUACUGUCUUCCUCCGACACUGAAUCCCUGUACGGAUCGAGGUCGCGAGUUUCGUGUUUUGCUCCUUCGAGACCCAAGCCAUUGAUGACGUCGGCGAGCAAUGGAGAGCGUCUUAUAAAGCCAAAAUCAAGGGCGUUGAAGAUGUACAACAAUCUGAAGAAAGUGAAGCAACCCAUCUCUCCGGGGGGGAAGCUGAGUACUUUUCUCAGCUCUCUGUUGGGGAACGGGAAGAAAGCCAAACAUUCAAACAUUCAGAGUAGCUGCGUGAUUUAUAAAGUGAGUAGGGUUCUAAAAGGAGAGAGAGGUGGGGAUGUGUAAAUUCUCGAUCACGAUCAAACAUUCACACAGAUACUGACAGAGCAGUUGGAUGAAGGAGGAAGAAAAUGAUAAAGAAAAGAAAGAAAAAGAGGAAGAGGAAAA
Vigna angularis (adzuki bean) is the source of this 789-nucleotide messenger RNA. RefSeq names its product protein BIG GRAIN 1-like B. Gene Ontology annotation, biological process: auxin-activated signaling pathway. The transcript has a single exon. Lineage: Eukaryota; Viridiplantae; Streptophyta; Magnoliopsida; Fabales; Fabaceae. Bases 1 to 687 code for a protein of 228 amino acids. The record is from RefSeq and is a predicted model, not a curated record.